Messenger RNA from Dunckerocampus dactyliophorus (ringed pipefish), 2299 nucleotides. RefSeq names its product U7 snRNA-associated Sm-like protein LSm10. The coding region runs from base 951 to 1358 and encodes 135 amino acids. Gene Ontology annotation, biological process: mRNA 3'-end processing by stem-loop binding and cleavage; transport. The transcript is spliced from 2 exons. The record is from RefSeq and is a predicted model, not a curated record. Gene Ontology annotation, molecular function: U7 snRNA binding; histone pre-mRNA DCP binding. NCBI's taxonomy places the organism in Eukaryota, Metazoa, Chordata, Actinopteri, Syngnathiformes, Syngnathidae. Gene Ontology annotation, cellular component: plasma membrane; cytoplasm; cytoplasmic U snRNP body.
AGUUUGAGUUAAUUGCUCUGACAUGUUUAUUUCUCCAGUUUGAUGACUAAAUUGGCUAAUUAGUACAACAGUUUUCACAUGAAGUGGUAACUCCUAACAUGCUGUGGUUGACUUUUGGACAAAAUGCAUUUUGUAACACAUUCGGUUUCAUGCUUAUUUUAGAGGUGACAGAAUUUUCAAUAACUAUUUUUUCCUUCUUCUUUUCUUGCAUACUGAAUAUAGUUAUCAUUUUAUUUGGUGACAAGGCUAAGGCAGUCCUCCAUCCAUCCAUCCAUCCAUCCAUCUCCUAUGCCGCUUAUCCUCACUAGGUUUGCGGGUAUGCUGGAGCCUAUCCUAGCUGACUUCAGGCGAGAGGCGGGGUACACUUUGGACUGGUGCUAAGGCAGUCCUCCUAUAAUUAAUUCAUGCUGCAGGAGAGGAGCUGAUAAAAUACAGUUGGUUACUUUUACUGUAUUUACCACAUUUGAUCAGGUUUUCAAAAUGGCAACAGAGAUGAAUUAAUUUUUUCAGUUGCUUUAUCCAUCCAUUUUCUAUGCCGCUUCUCCUCAUUCAGUUGCUUUAGUUCAAGAUUAUUUGUACUAUACCUAUGGAUGGUUUUAUUUUUUUUGUAAUUAACAGCAUUCUUUAGAGGCAUCUAAUAAAUAUUUUACAUUUAUUGGCAAUUAUUGCUUUUAUUUUUGAAUAAUCGUUGCAUAGCCAACAUUUUGUACAACUGAGAAUGUUCAUGUAUAAUGUCCAAACUGAUCUUCCAGUGGCCGACAGGGGGCGGUGUUGUAUUAUUUGAGUGGAAUUUUGUGACGCAAGCUAUUGUCGUCACGUGACGUUUCCCAUAGCCUACCCGGAAACGGCAGCCAAACCACGCCACGACAUUGACAAAAUCCCGCGAAGGCUUUUUUGUGUUUAUCUACACAUGGAUUAAAGGUUAAACUAAUUCAGGUGUUGCCGAGGCCAUGGAGUCUGAGAGGACUGAGGGACCGUUGUCAGCCCAAGCAGACACUUUCAACUCCAUCCGGGAGCGCACCAUCGCAGAGAACAGCAUGGUGGUGCUGCUGCAGGGCCUGCGAGGGGAAGUGACCACGGUGGACCUGAGGAACGAGAGCACAGCACGGGGCCGGGUGGUCAACGUGGACGCAUUCAUGAACAUACGUCUGGAGGACGUGCUUUACCGUGACCGGAAGGGGAGCCUCACUCAGCUGCAAGACCUCUUCAUCACUGGAAGAAAUAUCCGCUACGUGCACAUCCCAGACCACAUGGACAUAAUGAAGACAAUAGAGGGUCAGCUGGCAAAGAUCCACCGUGUCCGUAACUUUGGCAGAGAGGGGGGAGGAAGGAAAGAGUUUGCCAAGAAGAGAAAUUAACAAAACUUUGUUGGCAUAGAAUCCCAACAACACGGAGUUAGAAUCUUUUUUUUUUUUUUUUUUUUUUUUACAGAAAUCACUUUUUUUGUGUGGGUUUUUUUUAUACUUAUUUAUUUCACUUAUGAGGCUUCCACGUAAACAUUCAUAGUUUGAAAAUAAAGCCUUCCUUAUGUUGCUGCAUGAUGGAGGACAAUCUUUUUUUUAUUUCCUAAUUUCUCUCAGGGGUUUACUAACUGGGUAAAUGCUGAGAAACGCUGAAACUACAUUGAAAUGGUGGGGAAAAAUGAAUUAGAAACUAUAAUGCAGAUUAACACAUCAAAGCAAUCCUGUCAGAAGUAAAGGGAUGACAACAUUCUAACGGGACACUAAAGAUGGAUUUACAGUAUGUGGUUAAAUGAUCAAAAUUUGGAUUACAUGUACAUCAAAACAUCUUAGGGGGGAAAUGCAUGAACUAUAUAUUAAGAGCUUGUAAUAAGCUUUAGUAAUGUUUAAUAUACUGUAUUAUUGUUUACUUCUGUUGUUGUAUGCAUUUUGAUAUCAGCUAUGGGUCACUUGAAAAUACAUGUAAAACAUAAAAUCAGAUAUAAGCACUAAAUCACUUCAACCUGCAGUGGAAAGCCAGCCUGUGUAAGUGCUAUCAUCUUCCUGCAAAGACAUGACAUCACUGCCACAGUUAUCGAUCAAGUUAAAAGGAAAUUGUGGCAUCACCUCUUGACUUUUUUUUUUGUAUUGUAGGGUUUUUUUUUUACUUUUAGAGUGACGAAAAACUAGAAUGAAAAACAUACGGUGAACAAUGACAAUAAUAAUCAGACUCACAAAUAUGAUUGUGAUUAAAAGAACUUCACAUAAACUGGGGAGGGUUUUUUCAAGCCACAAAAAGCCCUUUGUUAAUACUGAGUGGAAAUAUUACAAUGAAGGAAAAGGGUGGGUGUGUCCACUCU